Molecule: messenger RNA, 11841 nt
Organism: Scleropages formosus (Asian bonytongue)
Lineage: Eukaryota; Metazoa; Chordata; Actinopteri; Osteoglossiformes; Osteoglossidae
Gene: cep350
Product: centrosomal protein 350
Exons: 39
Coding region: 92-9448 (3118 amino acids)
Biological process (GO): microtubule anchoring
Cellular component (GO): centrosome
Molecular function (GO): microtubule binding
Source: RefSeq, a predicted model, not a curated record
UGUGUGUGAAGCCAGGGCGACGCUGAGUGGAGGCAGCCUGCUGCGGACGUGUGACAUGGCCCUGCUCGUUUCGGAAAGGUGACCAAGCAAGAUGUUGAGUCGAAGGCUAAAUGAGGUAUCUCAGAUGGCCUCUGCACAUCCUGGCGGAGUGGACCCAGGGAAAGAGCUGUCGUCUGCAUGGAAAAGUCUGAGUCAGACCAAAGCUGCAUUACGGCACAUUGAGAACCGCCUGGAGGCAGUCCCUGGCACAGGGGUGCUGCUAAACUCAGUCAUGGACACCAAGAAAGCAUCCAGCACCACCACGAGGAAGAUUAGCAACAGAGAAGGGCGACACGCUGCGGACACUUUCCAAGGCCAGGUCUCUAAGUCAAGAACUCGGAGUUGCCGCAGCCCCGAAAAAAGCUCGCGCAGUCCUCUAAGGACAACCACGCUGGACAGCAACGUGCGACGGACUGGCUGCGUGGAGUUCAAGGAGCCGCUUGCCUCUUAUAGAGAGCCCUCUCCAUUGCCUUUGACUUCUUCCCAGCAUGAGGCUCAAAAUCUGAUGUCUGUGGUGCCUCCUUCCCCUAACCGUGAAAUGCGGCUGAGCCAACUAGUGUACCGGCGAGACACACGUGACCAGCAGACCAGUGAAAUAGGCAACACCUUCCCCUCAGCCCCUGACAACACUGUGGUGCGUUACCUCAAUGACCGACCUGCUCUUGAUGCUCUUCGUCAGCCAGUGACCAGGUCCAACGAGUCUUCUCAUGGAGAGUCACUGCUAGCUGAAGCCCCACAGUCCUCCAGCCCAAGUCCCACCUCCCAGCGGCUGGAGAAUCUGAGACGUAAGCAACCUGAUGAUAAGCUGGAGAAACUUAAGGAGAGGAUCCGCCGGCAGCGUGAGCAUCUAGAGGAAGCAGCUGAAGCACAGAGGAUGUUGGAAUGCCUGCAGCAGCCAAGGUGUGUGGCCAAUGGAACUGAGAGCGUGGCAGCAGCAGCACCCAUCGCCAAAGUGCGCAAGGUGGCAGCUGCUCCCCCAGCCCCUGUAUAUAAAGGUUUCAACCCCAGUGUGCCGAAGGUCCUCACUCCCACUGGGAAAGAAUGGUGUGAGGAAGACUUCCAGAAAUUGAGUACAGAUAUCUACCCAGAUCUGUCCGUUCAGCUGGCAGCAGAGAAAGCACAGAGCAUACCAAAGCCAGUGGACAGAGGUCAGGACAAGAAACCCUGCAAGCCCGUGAGAAAAGUGCACAAGUGGGCUCCCCAGCCCACUUCUGACACCAAGCCAGCUGCUCCAGUAAUCAGUACCUCAUCUUGGCGGGAAGGUCAGAAGCUGGUUGAAAUGGUUUUGGGACCGACACCUCGGCUUCCCCGUGAGCUGAGAGCAGAGCCUGUAGAGACUGCUGAAAGGAAAGGUCCUCCACGGGCAAAGUCUGACUCCCGAACAGAGUCCUGCAGGAGGCCCAGAGCAAGCAGCACUGACAGUUCGAAGAAACGGGUUGCUUUUGGGGAGCAGGUUAAGGGGGUGCAGCUCAAGAAACUAUCAGCGGGACUGGGGGAAGAAACCAAGAGGACAGUGAAUGACUUCCUUCCAUCAGACAUGCAGGGGAUUCUAGAUGACUUACAGCUGGACAGUGGGGUGCAUGGGAAGGGCAGCGGUGCAAUGGGUAGCAGAGUGGCCACAGGUGCAGGGGUGAAGCAGCGCACAAGGUCAGCACCUGCUUCCACAUCCCGCACCUCCCGCAGCACAAGUCCUAUCAAGCAUAGGCCAGAGACAGCUGAAGCCCCACCAAGGACGCGACACUAUGAUGCCAACUCGGUACGCCAGUACAUCACUCGGCAGCAAGAGGAACGCAGGAAGAGGCAGCAGGAAGAGCGGAGGGCACAGAGGCAGGAGGCCGAGCGCCGGAAUCAUCGCUUGCAGGAACUCUACAGGAAGCAGAGGGAAGGUGUGUCCAGGGUCCCCCCAACCCAUGAAGGUGCCCCACAGAAGCGUCUGCAAGAGACUUACUCAAAGCUGCUGCUUGAGCAGGCCAAGCUGGAGCAAGACCUGCCCUGGACGCAGCCCAUACUGGAGAGUCUACAGCCCAAACCGCUUUAUCAGCCCUCAGGGGAGUCUGACAAGGAGAACAAGAGGUUAGACAGACCACAGAGCGCCUCAUCCAGUAGUGACCUCUCCCUGUCUGAACCGCCGGCCCCUCUGCUUACAAGAGCUGAGUUGGACCUUGGCCCAGCUUGGCUGCAAGCAGACAGCAUGAGACCUCCUUCAGAAGCAACCAGCUCUUUGGUGCCACCAGCUGGUCACCUCUUCACACAGCUUCUGGGCCUGGACACAGGAACUUCAGGGCUGAAAAGGCAGAACCAGAAUGUGCCACCUGCAGACGAGUUGACAAAGAGUAAAACGAGCCGCAUUGAGGCCCUGAAGGCGAAGGCAGCCUCUAUCUCCACCCGCAUUGAGACUGAGGCCCGCAAACUGGCUAUGGCUGGAAUCAGCAGUGGCCAUGCCUCUGGGCUCAUCAACACAAAUGCAGUGUUCUCCCCACAGGUUCCACAAGACAAGGGACCCUGGAUCAAACCCUGCAGCCCACCAGAGCGUGAGGAUACUAAGCCAAAUGAUCUGACACUUAAGCUCCAGCAGCUGCUGAGUGCUGGGCAGUCUGGCUGUGAUGGUACCCUCCCUGGGGUGGGAAACCUGCAUACCUUUGGGAACUUGACAGAAGCGGUCAAUGAAGUCAACAAGCCCAGGGCAGCCUCAGUGACCCACCUGGGUCCAGUCUCAUCACAUGAAUCUGAGCAUGAUGCUGGUCACCUUAACUCUAGUGUUGAAUCCAUCAGUGAGGGGCCCCUACUGAGUGAAGGUAGUCUGUCAGACCAUGACCAUGAUAUAAGCAUUGAAGGGAGUAUACCUAAACCAGUUCAGUGCAUUGGAAGCCCUGGGUUCUGUAUGGCUGAGCGAGAUGCUCUCCAUCCUAUCGCUCGCUUCCAGAGGGAGGCACAGAAGUAUCAUGCCUUUAGCUCACUGUCCCCAACAACAGAAAACAGGAGCCCAUGGGAGGAACUAGCAAAGGGGAGCCCCCACAGUGUCAUCAACAUCUUCACCAAGAACCUGCACAGCUACAGCAGUGCGAUUGAGCAAAAAGCAGACCAAGGUUCCCAAGCCACACGCCCGGCUAUAUCUGCUGCUAGCCCACUGGAUAGCAGAGGGUACGAGGACGAUUUUAUCUCCAGUCACAGUGCUGGUGGCACCAGCCAGUCAAGCAGGAGAUUACACAGCAGACUCAGUUCUGACCACAGUGUCUACAGUCCCCAUGAUGAGUUGCUGAACAGGAGGUCUCCGAGUGAUGUCCAGGCCAUGGAUUUGCAAUCUCUUCAUUCCUCAGGCUCCACACCUGUCUCUUCCCCACACUCAGCAGACUCCCUUCAAAAACAGGCUGUCAAAGCAUUGGAAGAAAAUUCAAUGGAACGCACGUUGGUGGAUGGCCAGAAGCCUACCUUAGAUGGCUCAGGUAGCCAAUCCCAGGAGUCCAAACAAGGCUCCCCUGGCAACAGUCAUCCCUGCAGUCCGGGGCAUGGCACAGACUCAGAUGCAACACUGCGCAGUGUUUCAGGCCUUUCUGCUCUCAGCUUGGUGUCAGAUGGCAAGAAGUCACCCAGGAGCCCAGCUCAGUCUGUCUCUCCAGCGUCUGGCUCUCCAGGGUCUCCCUCUCCAACACGCUCUUCUUCCCAGAAAACUUCACCGGAUACCACGUCUUCAGCUGGGGCCAGGCACAGAAAAGCACCUUCAUCAAAACCACCUAAUGCCCCAGGACCGUCGUCAGCCUCUUUGCCCUCUGUCCAGUCUGUUGUUGAUCCCAGUGCUUUGACUGGGCAUAGAGGUGAAGGAAGGGCAGAGUGUAAAACUACAGAUGAACUUCAGUACACACCAGGCGUGCUGCAGCAUCGCAUGUCUGCUGAGCUUAGCUACCUGGAUGCCAUUGAAGAAUCGGUGCGACAGCUGGCCGAUGUGGAGCGCCUGCGGGGAGUAUCUCUAGCCCAGCAGGAGAGUGUCUCUCUGGCCCAGAUACUCAAGGCACAGCAACAGAGACAUGAGCAUGACCUGUUGCUGUUGAAGCUAAAGGCUGAGAAGGAGGAGCUGGAGACUAGGCGGCAGCUGGAGGAGACUCGGCAGCGAGCUGCACGGGCCCAUGCUGAACUUCAGGAAAACGUGGCCAGAUCACGGCAAGAGUCUCUGGGCAGUCUGCAGGAAGCUACCACUAAGAUGAUUGGCCAGCAGGCAGAGGCUGUUCGCUACACAUCAGAUGCUGCCCGCCACAUCAGAGAGAUGACAGAGCUGGCACACUCCCACAUCGCACAGGCUCUGAAUGUCCCGGCCACCCCUGUUACUGCACUCUUUGAUCAGCAGCGGCAGCAACACCACAUGAGACAGAUUGAGUGUCAUGUUGCCACUGACAGCAGGAAGACCGAAGGUUCUUCACCAAGAUCUCGGACAGAGGAGUCCGUCUCCUCUCUCAACAGCCCCUCUGAAUCCACCGCCUCUAGGACACAUGCCCUAAGUACUAGCAGCAACGAGAUUGCCCAAGUAAACCUGUCCAGGUCUGACAGGCGGAAGAAUAGCAGUCUGUCCAUAAAGGAGGUGACUGGCAGUUCUGUGGAAGAGGAGGCUCAUGUGGCAGCAGACACCUCGGUCCACAGUGACAGCAUUCCUUCACUCCUGGAUGAGAAGGACAACACUUCAGUUGCCACAGAGUACUCCCUGAAGUUUGAUGAGUCAAUGACAGAGGAUGAGAUCGAGGAGCGUUCUUUUCGCUCGCUGCUGCCCUCAGAGUCUCAUCGCCGUGGCGCCGGCAUGGAAAAGAAGCGUGGCACGCAUGAGGAGUCAGAGGAUGAAGCUUGCCAAGAGAAGUCUAGUGUGCUUGAUGGUGGCAAGUCUCAGGAAGGGAGCGUGUCUUUUUCCAAUGGCCAGGACAGCUUCUCCAAGUUCACCAUGGACAUGGUACGCCAGUACAUGAAGGAGGAGGAGGUGAGGGCACAGCACCAGAACUCGUUGCUGCGGCUGCGGGAGAAGGCCCUGAAAGAGAAGACCAAAGCGGAGCUGGCCUGGCUGGAACACCAGAAGAGGCAUCUGAGAGAUAAGGGAGAAGAUGACAAGAUGCCGCCCAUUCGGAAGAGGCAGCGAGGCCUGUUGCUGAAGCUGCAGCAGGAACAGGCAGAGAUCAAGAGGCUGCAGGAGGCCAACAAGGCAGCAAGAAAGGAGAGGCAACUUCUGCUGAAGCAGCAGGAGGAGAUUGAGCGGCUGCGCCACACUACCCUUAAGAUCAAGGAACGCCUCAAAUCUGCAGGGGAAACACAGAUGGAAACUUCCACCAUGGAGGUCACAGAGGAUGUGGCCACACCUGUUCAAAGUAUGACAGACCUGGAUACACGCAGCCCCUCCCCCAUCUCUGUGUCAGGCAGCGAGACCAGCAGCAUCAUGCAGAAGCUGAAGAAGAUGCGCUGUCAUAUGGAUGAAAAACACUGCUCUCCUGUCCACUACUUCUUCUCUGUCUUUACGGCUCACCAUUGGGCCUCUCUCAGUGUCUGUUUCCCCAACCUCCAUCCCAAAUUCCAGCUGUUUAUCUACAGCCAGUUGGUCAGGUUCCUAACUAAGAGGGAACAACAGCUCAUGAGGCGACGGCGCCAUGCAGAGGAACUGCUAGAGUGGAAGCAGCGUCUGGAUGCUGAGGAAGCUGAAGUGAGGCGUAUGGAGAAACAAGCACUGGCAGCUUGGGAUGGGGAGCAUCAGCGGGAUAAGCGCCACCGCAGGGAAAGCGCCAGCAUUGCUGUAGCUGCUGUCCCUAAGAGUCCGGAGGCAGCCCAGGAGCUAGCCAAGGACAGUCACUCUGCAGAUAAUAUAGUCUCCAGCCUGCCCACUGAGCCUUCUGUGCCUGAGGACCUGGACAGUCCAUCCACAGACCACCCUGUUUCUGAGUUGCCCUCACCUCAUAAGGACAGUAGCCAGGAUGAACAUUCUGUUUACUCUCAAGACUUUGACUCCAGCUCAGAGAGCAAGGUGUCUCCAAUAUGGAAAGCCGUAGACAGUGUGUCUAGACAUCCUGAGAGCAGUGGAGCCAACAAGAGCAGUGGCAGCAGAUCACUAUACAGUUCCAUCUCUUUGGCUGCACCCAUUGAGCCCUCCGGUGAGCAACGCUCGACUCCACCAUCCGAGCCAACAUCUGACCAGAGUGACAUUGAAAGCCGCAUCCGUGCCCUCAAGGAAGAGCUGCGCAAACGCAAGUCCGUCGUCUGUCAGCUUAAAAAAGAACAGAGGAAGCGUCACAAAGAGCGCCUCAAAGCCCAAGAAGCAAGCUUGCUGAAGCAGCUGGAGUCCUAUAAUGAAUUCAUUCAGAAGACCAAGGCUGAGUUGGAUGAAGACCUAGACAUGAUACCCACAACUAAACCCCAGAUUAAAACACCAACAUCAGCCACAGAAAAACCCCGAAUUAAACCACCACCUGUUCAAAGGCCGGAAACAAGCAAACACUUUAAAGUUGUUACAGAGUUAGAGAAGGAAAAGAAAGUCCAAUUGGAUUCUCAAGCAGAAUUUGAUGACAUCACACCAUCUGGCCAUAGUAAAUUUACCUUUAUGAGUGAAGAAGGAUCCUCAGAGGAUGAUCACUCAACAAUGACACCAACUCCUGUGCUGAAAAGUCCAGACCACUUUAGUGGUUUGAAGAAUUUAAUAUCAUCAGAACUUCACUCCUAUUCUCUAUCUGAACAAGUGCAAGCCCAGGAAAAACUCGCCAAACCCAUUGCAGACUCUGGUGAAGAGGUUGACACCUCCAGUCAAAAAUCAGAAGUGGAAGAACAGCUAGAAUGCUUGAAAUCUGACAAGUCUGCAGGUGACAGUUCUCACUUGCUCAAAGUGGUCCAAGAGCAGCAACCCAGAAUCCAACAGGAGGAUUCACUAAAAGAUGACUUAUCUGCUAGGAGCAGUGAAGGAGGGCUUUUGUCGAAGAGCACCUGUGAUGAUAUAGAGAAUGUUAUUGAAAAGGAAGACCUCCUGUCUAGCAACUCGCAUUCAAAUAAAUUGAAAUCAUUGCAUGAAGAACAGGAGCAAAAAGGCAGAGACGAGCACUUGUCUGAGAUUAAUAGCUCCAUCAAGGAGCAUCACUAUACUCCUGAAUUUGACAUUCUGCUACCAGACAAUGACAGGCAAGUGAUAAAGGAGGAACAUUCUGAUGCAUACCUUGAUGAUUUUGAAUCUUCAGCAGAUUCAUCUCCUCAUGAGGGUUAUCAAGACUCUAAACCAAGUUCACAUGCAGCACUGGACAAAAAAGAAGAAACUUUCAGUAGGUCUCAUACAUAUACCACUGAGGAAGACAUUGGUGAGGAGCUUGGUGAAAUAUCAUUUGCUACCAGUGGCUCCUCUCAUUCUGGUGUGAUUUUAGAUGUGAAAUCUCAGGCAGUGCUUUCUGAUAAAACUGAGAGAGAGAACAAGGAAGGGGUCGGAAGUCUUAGGCAUUCACCCUCAGUUUCACCUCCCCAGUCUCCAAUGUUCGACUUUAACAUUGGAGACAGAGUCCUUGUGAGUAAUGUGCAGCUAGGAACACUAAGGUUCAAGGGACUAGCUAGCUUUGCCAAAGGAUUCUGGGCUGGAGUGGAGCUUGAUGAGUCUGAGGGUAGCAACAACGGCACCUAUGAUGGGGUAGUUUACUUUGAAUGUAAAGAACGGCAUGGCAUCUUUGCUCCGCCGGAUAAAAUAUCUCGGGUUCCAGAGAAACUUGAGGUCUUUGUGGACACUAGUGAAGAUGAGGACUCUUUUGAUGAACCAUCUGACAGCAUGACCAAGAAGGAGCAUGAAGCAAAGGAGGAUCGGGGUAAGCUCACAGAACUACAAGACACAAAACAAGAUGAGUCAAAGAGCAGUGGUUGCUUAGAAAACAAGACACCUUCUGACAUGAAUGAAGCCACAGCUGGAUACCCCACAAAACAAACUGUGUUCAGUGAAAUGAAGAUGUCAAAACAAUCUGAGUUUGAACUAUAUGAUCUCAAAACAAAUACUACUAAACUGAAUGGAGCACUCCAUCCAACUCCCAACGGAACCAGCAGGAGCAUCAUCUUGGAGUUUGAAGAUAUAUCAAAUGAUGACUAUGAUCUCUUAAUUACAGAGGCAAGAAAUGAAACUGUAGGGGAGAUAGAAAAGGCUUCCACUCCAAUCUUGGACCUCUUGGCUAGAGAGAAAGACAACCUUGAGACUCAACAAAUAUCUUCCCUCUCUCAUCAGACUCCUGAGGCAGAAUCAUUUAAAAACACAGAUGCUGAAAAAAUCCUUGAUGAGAAAAAUAUCAGCAGUUUUGCUGAUAACCUCCUUAACAACUUUUUGAUGGAUGCAAUUAAGCAAUUACAAAAUAUUAAAAAAAACAAAACUGAGAAGAUAACAGUUUCUAAUCAGUUGGCAGGUGAAAAUGGGACAGGUGACCUCCAAGAAACAACCACUGAUCAUGUAGGUCCCUGCAUUACACAAUCAUAUCUUAUCCCCAGUUUCAUAGAAGAUGGGCAGGAAGUCCCCUCUCCAGAACUCUACAUUCGUCCGGAGAGCCCUGUGCUGGGGGCCAGUGGUCAGGAGGAGCUGGCCAAGCGUUUGGCUGAGCUGGAGCUGAGCAGGGAGCUACUGGAUGAUCUUGGCGAUGAACAGGACUGGUUUGACGAGGACUUUGGCCUCAGUUCACGAAAAGAGCAACAGAAACGCCAGCAGUCCCUGUCCUCUUCGGGCCCUGUUGCCUUUGAGGGAGGGGAAAGGACCAAGAUCUUGGCCAAGCCUGAGCACCCCCAGCACGCUAAACCUACAGAGGAGCCAGCCAUGGUGGUGCCACACACCUCACUAGAGGUGAAACAGCUUGUGCACUCUGCCACACAGGUGAUCUGGAACAGCUGCAGUCUGGGCCAAAGCCUGCCCAAUCUUGUGGGAGUCUCCAUCCCAAUUGCCCCUGAAGACUAUUAUGGGUGUAAUGCCCAUGAUCAGGACCUAGAGAGCCUCAGCAAACGCAGCUACAGACAGGUUGUGUUUGACUUAACUUGGGAGAUCAUACAGGAGAUCUUUGCAGAGGAUCCUAAUGCCCAUCAACCCCAGUGGGUUAAGCCCCGUCGCAUGAAUUCCUCAUACUUCCAUCGCGUGAAAUGCCCUAGCGAUAUUUCUGAGGUGCAGGACUUUGUCACCAAUGAGGUUUUAAAGCUGCUUGGCCUAAAGAAAGACCAGAACCAAAAAACUGAUUGGCAAAAGAUGCUGAAAUUUGGGAGGAAGAAGCGAGACAGAGUGGAUCAAAUUCUGGUUCAAGAGCUACAUGAAGAGGAGUCUCAGUGGGUUAACUAUGACGAGGACGAGCUCUUCGUGAAGAUGCAGUUGGCUGACGGAAUCUUUGAUGCCUUAAUGAAGGACACUAUUGAUGUCUUCCUCCAAAUUCAGGAGAAGCAAGCAAAAAGAAUCUUUUCAUAAAAGUGUGAACUUUAAUUUUCAAAGAUGAUAACAGACCCUCCAACAAACUUCCAAACCCAACGUGCCAAUAAUUUCCUCUUGCCUUCACUCGCAUACCUUGGGCAGCCUUACCCUAAACUUUUUUCUGAAAAACAGUACUCUUCUUUUCUUACUUGAAAACAGUUUCACCAAACGAAUAUGAAAUCCAGCUUUUUACCAAUUUAAACAUUUUUAAAGUGCAUUUUGGGUGGCUUGGCCUUUUCAUCUGACCUCCAAAAUAUCACAUGCUGGACUAUCGCUGUUUCUACGACAGGGUUCGGUUUGAAUGACCUGAGUAAUGGACCUAAGCUUGAUUUGUUGCUGCUAAACAAACUUCUCAAUAGGGACAUUCUCUCUUGCCUUUCUUGUGGGAGGUUUUGAAAAAUUGGUUGAAAAUGCAUUAUUGAAAUCUUUAGCUCCUGCAAAGUCCCAGUUUUCACAACAUAAAGAUGAACUGGAGAAAUUAACGAAAAUUUUUAUUUUGUAUAAGACGCAUGUUUUCUAUUCUUGCGUCCACUAGAUUACUGUAUUCUGAUAGGGUUGAUGCAUUUUUCAGUUAGGUAAAAUACUGAAUAUUGUACCUAAUUUACUACCAGUAGCAUUAUGACCACUAGGCUCAGACAUAAGACAACCCUGAAAUACUGUUUGAAUUUACACACUGUGCAGAGUUUUGUAAUAUAUUUUAUGAAAAUGGUAGAAAGGACUGAGGACUAAAAACUACAGCAUUUUGAGUUUGUACAAAACCUUUUCACUCUAAUCACACAACUCAAACGUAGUUACCGGAAGGUAGUCAGAUUGGUGCUUUAAGAUGCAUAAAAACUGUCAUGCAGAACUUGGACCACAAGAUUUGCCUUUUUACUUAAGUUUUUAAGUGCCUCCAUGGUUAUGAAUUUUUGUGUAAGCCCUUAUUUGGCCCACUGUGAAGGUUUUUAUUCUGUUCAGUGUGUAUAAUUAGAAUAAAAUGGUAUACAUGUAGAUAUACAUGUAGUUGCAUGUAUAGUAUUUUAUUCUUACCCUUAACAGCAAUAAUUUCCAUUUCCAGAUGGGCAAGGCUUUGUUCUCUGUAACAUCAUUGUAGUUUUUUCCAGUGAAAUGUCAGUGGUGUUUGCUGCCAACAGUUGCCCUAAUUGCCUUGUUUAUUUCAUCAGUCCGUAUUAUUGAUGGUACAUAACGUGAAGUAUAAUUUGAAAGCCACAGAAGUUUAAAAUGUAAUUUAAUAUUUAUUAAUCUGUGGCAGGAUUCCAGUAUACAUGUUAUAAAAGCGUAGCAUUAAAACUGGAGUAUACUUUCCACCUGUCACGUACACAGUGGGUAUUACAUCUUACUAGCUAGUGAGUCAUGGAUUGAUUUGAAUUUCAUAGAGAACAGCAAUUGUUCAGUGACUUGUUUUGACUACUGCGUACAGCUGAAAAUAGUACAUUACAGAAAUUAUCUCCAACUACAUCCUGGCACAUUCGUGAGAACAUGACAAGGCAUGACACAUUUGCGAUUAGUACAUUAAGUGUCCUUAGGUGAGAGGUAGGCAGUCCUGUAUAAUCGGUCAUGUUUAAAUUUUGCUGAGUUAACUGGCCAUUGAGCGAAGGUGGUUUGCACAGGUGUUGGGGUCAUGUACAAAACCCAUGGAAGAAAAGCAUGUUUUAUGUGUACUUUUAGUAUGAAAUCUAGGGUUAAUCUCUGACUAUUUGUUGCCCAUUUUCAGAAGCUGUAUCUAGUAAGUGCUGUUGCUGAACACCUCUUUUUUUUUUUUCUUUUUUUUUUUUAUGUACUGUGGAAUUUGUUGCUUCUGUUUUUGCUUGGGGUACUGUUUUUGAAUCAUCUUCUGCCUAACUAUGCAUUAUUUCUAGUACUGAUUGAUUUAUAGAUCUUAGUCUCUACAUUUGUGGGCAUGGACCAGGAGAAAGCCAAACUACAGUCUGUGAGUUUAUUAACAGUGGACCUUGUAAAAGACUGCAAAUUAACAGCCUGCUUUUUCCUGCACCCCCACUGAACAGUCCUCAUAGUGUCGUGUUAUAGAGGGUAACGCACAGCCACACACAACUGGCUGUACAUUGGACCUUUAAGAUAAUUGAAACUACAUUUUCCUCAGAUUAAAGCACAAAUGGUUCCAUUUAUCUUGAGUAUGUUUUUGCAAUUUUAGAAAUGUAAUUAUUUAUAAUGACAAUUUACUGUGAGUGAUACAGAUGCACUUGAAGGCUUGUGAAUUGUUACAUGGAUGUAAAUAUACGAGAUUACUGUCCAAUUUGAUCAGACACCCGUAUUAACCUGUUAGAUUAUAUUAAGAUCUGGUUCUAUGUGAAUGCAAAUGUGUAUAUAUUAUAUAUUUGUGGACUAAACUGAUCAUUGAAAUUGUAAAUAAAGGGGUUUGUAUUUCUAAA